This is a messenger RNA of Penicilliopsis zonata CBS 506.65, 1665 nucleotides long. RefSeq lists its product as hypothetical. Lineage: Eukaryota; Fungi; Ascomycota; Eurotiomycetes; Eurotiales; Aspergillaceae. Gene Ontology annotation, biological process: transmembrane transport. Bases 1 to 1665 code for a protein of 554 amino acids. Gene Ontology annotation, molecular function: transmembrane transporter activity. The transcript is spliced from 3 exons. The record is from RefSeq and is a predicted model, not a curated record.
AUGCAGUCGUACCUCCAGUACCGUCGGAUCCAACAGUCCGUCCGACGGCAGGUCGAGCCGAUCAACUCGACUAGGAAUGGCGAGAUUCCUGCCUCAGGCUCUACUUUUCCUCCUCCUCCUCCUCCUCCUUCUUCUCCUUCUUCUCCUUCUGCCAUUCUUCCUGGCGUGCGUCCAUCGGAUGACGGCCAGCUGCUCAUCGUCGGCUGGGAGGACGAGAACGAUCCGCUGAACCCGCGCAACUAUGGCCUCGCGCGUCGACUGGCGGCCACCUUGAUUGUCACGGCGAUGGCCUUUGUUGUUACGGCGGCCUCGUCCAUUUCCUCUGCUGUGGUGCCGCAGACCGACGCGGCGUAUCACGUCAGUGAUGUUGUGGGAUCGUUAACGACGGGAAUCUAUCUCCUCGGCUUCGCGACCGGCUCGCUUGUUUCCGGCCCCCUGUCUGAGAUCCUCGGCCGUAACGCAGUCUACUCCGGCUCGCUGGUCAUCUUCAUGCUCUUCGUCAUGGCGUCCGGUCUGGCGCCCAACAUCGGCGCCCAGCUGGCAUGUCGGUUCCUGGCGGGCGUCUUUGGCUGUCCGCCGUUGACCUGUGCCGGCGGUACGGUGGCCGAUCUAUGGUCCCCCCUAGAGAAGACGUUUGCCUUCCCGCUAUACUCGAUCGUGUCCUUUGGGGGGCCCGUCCUGGCCCCCGUCAUCGCCUCGUAUAUGGGUGGGAAGGUGCUUUCCUGGCGCUGGACCGACUGGAUCAUCCUCAUCAUGUCCGGGCUGAUCCUUGCCCUGAUCCUCCUCUUCCAACCGGAGACGUAUUCGCCUCUCCUGCUGCGAUGGAAGGCGAAACAUCUGCGCACCGUAACGGGGGAUUCUCGAUACCAUUCCCCCAUGGACAUGCAGCAUGCGGACCUGCUACCGCGCAUCUGGGGUGCGCUGGACCGCCAGUUCCGGCUCACCGUCCAUGAACCCAUCAUCCUCCUCAUCGCCCUGUACAUGACCGUCAUCUAUAUCGUGCUCUUUACUUUCUUUGACGGCUACACCUUCAUCUUUACCGACGUGCACCAUCUCUCGCAGGGUCUUACCAAUGUCGUCUGGGUAGCCAUGUACCUCGGCAUCCUCUUGGGCGGCACCCUGAUCCCCCUGAUCUACAAGUGGACCAAGGCCGAGUUUCUGGCUGUUCGUGCAACCACGGGGGAAGGAGACCCUGCAGCGACCGAACAACCCGGCAGUCAUGUCUUUGACCACGUCCACACCAGACCAGAGAACAGACUGUGGUUCGCCAUGUUCGGCGCCCCAUGUAUUCCCAUCGCUUUAUUCUGGAUGGGCUGGACUGACUGGGCAAAUGUAUCCAUCUGGUCUCCCAUCAUAGCAUCUGCCUUCUUCGGCUUCGGCACCGUGAUGGUGUUUAUAAGCUCGUACAUGUACGUCAUCGACACGUACGACAUCUACGCCGCCUCCGCCCUGGGCUUCAUGACUGUCUCGCGCUACUCGGUUGCCGGCGGGAUGACCGUCGCCGGUGUGCCCUUCUACACCAACCUGGGCGUGCAUCACACCCUGACUAUCCUGGCUUGUAUCAGUGCCGUGAUGACACCCCUUCCUUAUGUCUUCUAUCGCUAUGGAGAGGUUAUUCGGGGCCUGUCCAAGUUUGCAAGGAAGGAGAAACAGUUGGCAGCUUAG